GGCGAAAGAAAAAAAAAACGGGACUGAAGACAGGAUAAAAAAUUAGCAACAAUCAUGCUCUUCAUCCUAUUCAGUGUAUCCUUUUUUUAAACUCAAUUACUUUCAUCAGAACAAGACAGAAAUCUAAAGUGCUAAUACUCUAAGUGCUUUACCCUAAUCAUAGAUAGUUUAUUAUCAUGAUGGGUAUUAAGCAAUCACUUCCUCCUUCUAAAAGGUCACGCAGCAGUGACAUGAGCCUAGAUAUAGACUCAUAUGAAUCAUCUGAGAGGGCGAAGCGACGUUGCUCCUCUCAUCAAAAUAUUACUGAUCUUCACCUAUCUUCUGCUACUGAAAUGGACGUGCAGACUAUUGAUUCUCAAAGGCCUCAAGAACAGUGUACUGGACGGUGGUCCAUCUCGCGACCUGUUGCCGGGGUCUAUAGCAAUCUAGAUCCAGUAUUCAGCCUAGAUGAAAAGUAUCUUUUCAUCGGUCUCGAGACUGCCGUGCGGGUUUACACUAUUUCUACCUCAUGCCUCCUACGUACCUUGCACAUGAAAUCCGGGCAUCAACUUGUCGCGUAUAGGCUCUGUCCCAUGAAUCCAGAACAUCUCUACAUAUUCUCCUCGUGCGGCAAUACCAGCAAUGUCUACAAAUGGGAAUGGGCAUCGGGUAGACUUAUCUCACAAAGUGAGAUGAAGCAUAAACUACUCUACAUUGAUCUAUGUUAUAGUGAGCAGGCCGAUAUCAAACAGACUUUGGCUUGUACCAUACGGAAGCGCAAAGAUGGAAAAUUUGAACUCGCUCUAAGACAAUGCCUCGAUAAUAACGAAGAACCUGAAACGACCAUAUUUGAGACCUCCAAGCGGAUGAACCUUAUAAGGGUUGCACACCAAGGCCGAGUGAUAGUCGUGUGUGAUGGCCAGAAGCUUCUUGUCGGCAGGUCAGAGAAACGGGAUACGUCCAUUUCGAAGGAUAUACAGUAUAGCUGGCGCGAAAUGAAUCUACCAACCCAUGUCACUUCCCUGGAUAUCCGCGAAUGCGCACCAUCUAAAAGGCCUGUUUUUGAUGGUCUGAACAGGGAGGAGGGUAUAGAGUCUGUUGAUCUUAUUUUGGGUGAAUCAACCGGAUCCAUUGCCAUUCUCUAUGACCUUGUACGCACUGUACAGACGAGUCAAAGUGGCCAUGAAAACAAGAAAGACCGGUCUUUGAGGCGCAUUCAUUGGCAUAGAGGUCCUGUGAAUACUUUACGCUGGUCAAAAGAUGGACACUACGUCAUAUCAGGAGGCUCAGAAUCAGUAAUGGUUUUAUGGCAACUAGAUACUGGAAGAAAGCAAUUUCUCCCUCAUCUCUCUGCUCCCAUAUGCAACAUAGCUAUUUCUCCAAUUGGAGACUUGUACGCUGUUAAGCUCGCAGAUAAUUCCAUCUUGGUACUGUCGGCUCGAGAACUGAGGCCACAUGCUCUCAUCUCUGGAUUGCAACUCUCGUACCAAGGCAACAUGGUUGAUGGGGGGAGCACAGUUCCUUCACAAAAUCCCAUCUCUGUUGUCCAUCCUCGCAAUCCCGAUCAACUCCUAGUGGUCUUUCCUACAUUGUCUCGGUCUCCUCAAGGAGAUCAAAACAUCUCCAACACUUCGAUACUUCAGACUUAUGAUCUGCGUACUAACAACCAUAUCUCGCGCCAGGCUCUUUCCCGAACCAACACCACUUCUUUACCUGUUGGCCCCGAUGGGAACGCCAUUGUGCCACCAGGCAUCGAGCUCAUGGAUGUUACCCACGAUGGGCAGUGGCUUGCCACGGUUGACGACUGGCAUCCAUCGAUUCAAGGCUGCAAGGCUUUGAGAGGACGGACUAAUUCAUUCGAGGAUAGUCCUCUGGAAGGCAGAGAGGUUUUCCUGAAAUUUUGGAAAUGGAAUUCUCUCUCAAAUUCAUGGGAGCUGUUUACCCGUGUGGGAGGGCCUCAUUUUUUAAAGCAGGCCUCUGUCUCUGUACUCGGUCUCGCCUCGAAUCCUCGGAGCCACGAAUUUGCAACUAUGGGAGCUGACGCAACCCUGCGUAUUUGGUCUCCCACUGCGAAAAGACGAAGCCGGCUACCGUCCAAACCAAUUGCGAAGGAGUCUUUCGAAACCUGGAAAUGCCGACUCACUGUCGAUUUGAGUGGAUAUCUCGGUUGUGCGAAAUCAACUCCUCUAGUUUCAGCCUCUUUGUGCUUUUCAGAAGAUGGGUCGGCUCUUGCUAUAUGCGGUCAGAUUGGAUCGAAAUCAUGCCAUGGACUUACAUUUCUCGUUAAUACAAAGGAGGGACGUAUCUGCCACGUUCGAGAUGGGAUAUUUUCGGGUACUCUGUUUUCCGUCAAGUUUCUUGGGAAAUAUCUCGUAACUGCCACAGAUAAGUCGGUAUCAGUUUGGGAUAUGGUUGAGGAUUUUAUCAAGACAGUUGAAAUACCUGGAUUUGGCGCAACGGAGUCCACGGGUGCCUCUUCAUGCCUUUUAGCUGUGGAUAGGAAGACCUAUACAUUUGCCCUCGCCAGUGCUCUACCUGCUUGUUCAACAUCUUCGGCCAAACGGCGCUCAAAAGCAAAAUUCCACUUCCAGAUCUAUGGGGUGCGCUCCUUGGCUCUGGAAGAACAUCGCAGACUUAGGGAUCGUCCUCUGAGCUUGGUCUCUGAUCCUCAUUCUUCCGGUUAUAUCAUGGUUGAUGCGGCGGCUAAUGUUACACGGUUUGCGGCCUCGGAUCAGGGUUCUCCUGUUGCCUUUGAGUCCCCUGAUCGAUACCCUCAAGCAGACAAGGGUCUUUCGAAUGUCUGGGUGACUCGAUUUCAAACCGGGGACAACGGGCAUCGUUUGGAAGCGACGGCUACGGACGCCUUAGACAAGUCACCUACGACUACCACAGGAUUCAAGGGUGUUUUUGGCGGUUUUUCAUCUUCCAGUAUGCCCUCUCUUGAUGCUAUCUUCCGAGAAAUGGUACGUUCUGUGGCCUAAGUGCUACAUUAAACGGGAUUUUGCAUCAUAUGAUCUGUAUGCCACCGGCUAUGCUGGCUUCCUUUUUCCUGUACAAUAGACACUUCGGCAUCUGUUUAGUGGGAUGCCUGGUCUACAAUAUAUGGAUUUUCUUGGUUCUUGCUUCCCGUUAUUUGGUUGUGCUAUGUGGUACUAGUUCUAUGUUUCUCUGGCCAGUAUUAUUGUUGAUACUUAGAAUAUCUCCUUUGUUUCUGCCUUUGUUUCUGUUUCUAAUUGGUUUCUUCUGGGGACCUGUGAUGCUUAUUGAGGCUUAAGACCUUUUAUCUUACCUAGUUAUCCUAUCCUCUUAAGAGACUGUCUCAAUCAUCUGUUGUUGUGCAACGCCCAACGCAACAAAUCAAAAAACAAAUGGUCACAAUUUCCUAUAGGUUAUAAUAUAACUAUAUCUCUUCAGAUAUUAC
Messenger RNA from Penicilliopsis zonata CBS 506.65, 3400 nucleotides. RefSeq lists its product as hypothetical. The record is from RefSeq and is a predicted model, not a curated record. Gene Ontology annotation, molecular function: RNA binding; protein binding. Gene Ontology annotation, cellular component: nucleolus. The transcript is spliced from 3 exons. The coding region runs from base 180 to 2960 and encodes 926 amino acids. Lineage: Eukaryota; Fungi; Ascomycota; Eurotiomycetes; Eurotiales; Aspergillaceae. Gene Ontology annotation, biological process: positive regulation of rRNA processing; positive regulation of transcription by RNA polymerase I.